Molecule: messenger RNA, 1575 nt
Organism: Penicillium longicatenatum
Lineage: Eukaryota; Fungi; Ascomycota; Eurotiomycetes; Eurotiales; Aspergillaceae
Exons: 4
Coding region: 1-1575 (524 amino acids)
Source: RefSeq, a predicted model, not a curated record
AUGACGAGUGCUCGUUCCAUCGGUCGGAAAGCCUUUCAAGGUAUUGCUGUGGGCAUCGGCCUCGUAUCGGAGGGUAUAUCGGCACACAAGGCAAAGAAGCAGAACCAACCAGCCCAAGAGCCCACAGAAAUCACCACAGAGACGGAACUUAACUCAGAGGAGGAGCGUUUGAUUCAUGAGUUCCCCACUCCAGCAAAUGGAACAUCUGAGCACCCAAUCAGAGCCUUAGAAGAGCAAUGGGCUCUAGAUGAAGCCCAAGAGGAGCUUCGACAUGACCCCGAGGAGCAGACCAGCUCUCCUCCCCAAUAUACGGAAGUUGAUGAGGCCAACCUUGCACAUCAGUUUGCAUAUGCUCACCCAGCGCCGCCGCCAUACACCGUCAACGGGCAUCUGCCACAGCCACGACUAUCAGCCCCAGUUGUUUUGCCCCAGCGUCGGCCAAAGACCCGUGAUCGUGGUUUCAUUCGAGCAUAUGCCCCUGCUCUGGCCGACUGUGGGAUCGACCAGACCAUGUUCAUUGAAUUUCUCAACACUGCCGAGAAGGCCUGCCGAGCUACCCCUUGGCUCCAGGCAAUCAAUUUAGCCUCCAUUGGAACCAUCUGGCUGCCCUCCGUGACUGGCAUUGCCGUUUCGAUUGCCAUUCAGAUCGCCACCGACAUUGCGAUUGCGGUAGAUGGCCGUCGAAAAACAAACUCGUUUUUCGACCAAGUCAAUAAAGAGUUCUUUCAGCCUCGUGGUCUGUAUUGUCUUAUUAUGACAUGGAACCCUGAGCUGGCUGAUGCAGCAUCCACAACGGUCGAUCUCAAUUCGUUGAUCUCGCAGGCCGCUGGCAGUGGUAGCUCUGGUACGCUGGAACGCCUUCGACACAAGUUCAAGUCCUCUGACGGCAAGGGCUAUGGCAACAUCUUUCCAGAGGUAGCGCCUCUGGUUUUCCCCGAGAUCGAUCAAUUGGCAUCCGACCCAAACGCGGAGAAGAAGCUGUCCAAAAUGAAGAAGAAGGGCCAGUUCGUGAGCAGCUACAUGGACAAGAGAGCCCAGGCCAAGUUUAUUGCCAAGAACCCGGACAGUCAUUUGAUCCAGGGUCCCAGACCUACCUUCACCUCCCGAUAUGCCGAUCCAAACCAUCCGGCUAGCAGUGGUGACCCACUUGCCUUGGUCACUGGUGGGAAAUUAAGCAUGGAGAAGCUGCAGAGGUUGAAGAAUGAACAACUUCGUGGGGGGCGUGGUUACUGCAAUGGAUACCAGAAUGAUGGGUCUAUGCGGACACAAUCUGCUUCUAACCCGGCACCACAUGCGCCGGUCGGUCGUUCAGUCGGGUUGAGAGACGUCAUCGCCCAAGCGAGGGAGUUCAGGAGCCCGCAGAGCUCCACACAGUCUUUCUCAAGGGAUGAGCCAUACUCCGGAGGUCGAAGCUUCCUUGCCAGAGGAUCUACAACGGGCCAGAGAGAUAAUCAUGGUCUUUUGACGCCAAUUGCAAAACUCAUGAAGAAGGAAGUGCUUUAUCUGGCUAUUGUCAACAUGCCAUCGGAGGAUGAGAUGAACCGAGCACACGAGGCUGUGCGCCAGAUGGUUUGA